AUGCCACCAGAAAGAAGCACGAGGGCAAGGAUACUGCCGGGUUGCCCAAGGCUAGACAGAGUAAGUCGACAGGCAGAGCGGGUCGGGUUCGAACCACCACGGACCUUCCGGUUCAUUGAGAACAUAAAGUUGACGAAAACUCGGGAACUACGCCUACCUGAUGAGAUCCAUGAAACAGGAGGAGUCGGGAGGCAGGGCGUGUCGAGUUCAGACCAUAGAUCUUCCAGUCAGCUAAUGCGCGCUCUGACCACUGAGUCAUCUCGCCGAAUUGUCGAGCGGGGCGAGAUUGCUCAGUGGUUAGGGCGGGAAUAUACUGACCGGAAGGUCCGUGUUUCGAACCCGACCCGCUCUGCCUCUCGACUUCGCCUGUCUAGGCUUGGGCAACCUGGGGCAGUAUCCCAGCCCUCAUGCAACCUUCGGGUGGCAUGGCAGCUAGGCACCGGAAGGGUGCUACAGCUGAACGAUUUUUUCAUAAGUCCAGCAGACUUUAUCAGUGUUAAAUACACCCUGAAUAUUGAAAUGGCGCCUAAUGUUGCUUACCUUCGUUUAAGUCGGCCGUCUGUUGAGAAUUUGACCUCAUCAUCAGUGAACAGUGGAGUUGGCAACGGCACUGGAACCUCAAGCGGUGGAGUACCAGGAGCUGGGUCAAGCUUGUGGACAAAAUUGCCUCAUUUUAGCGCAAAAAUGAAGCAAAAGUCCCACGGACAUUUGCUCAUGAGUCGUAAACCCAAAUACAUGGUAAAAAACCACGUCCUACAGGAACGCGCGCUGGAAGAAAUCUCCUAUUGUUCGGUAUGCUCAGACCUGAUCUGGGGGUUGAGUCCACAAUCCCUGUCUUGCUGUUACUGUGACCUUAACGUUCAUCAGAAGUGCCGCGCUGGUGUCCGUGACGUGUGUUCAAGAGAGGGCCGUAAAUCACUAUCCUCGAGUAUUGCAACCGCGACUAAAUUCUCUCCACCGGAGGUUGCUGUCCCACAGAAAGUUGUCGCCGGAAUUCCACCGUCCGGUUCGAUAAUGCAGGAUGUUGCAGGAAACAGCACGUCAGACUGCUCCUGUCCGGCCUUGGGCAGUCUGGCAUUAACUCGUAGCUCCGUUGGGCGGCAAAACAGGCAUGAAUAA
This is a messenger RNA of Opisthorchis viverrini, 1119 nucleotides long. RefSeq lists its product as hypothetical. Lineage: Eukaryota; Metazoa; Platyhelminthes; Trematoda; Opisthorchiida; Opisthorchiidae. Bases 1 to 1119 code for a protein of 372 amino acids. The record is from RefSeq and is a predicted model, not a curated record. The transcript is spliced from 9 exons.